Messenger RNA from Balaenoptera musculus (blue whale), 2548 nucleotides. RefSeq names its product zinc finger and SCAN domain containing 22 (gene ZSCAN22). Gene Ontology annotation, biological process: regulation of transcription by RNA polymerase II. The coding region runs from base 181 to 1632 and encodes 483 amino acids. The record is from RefSeq and is a predicted model, not a curated record. Lineage: Eukaryota; Metazoa; Chordata; Mammalia; Artiodactyla; Balaenopteridae. Gene Ontology annotation, molecular function: DNA-binding transcription factor activity, RNA polymerase II-specific; RNA polymerase II cis-regulatory region sequence-specific DNA binding. The transcript is spliced from 3 exons.
CGCACGAGCCGGGGCGCCUGAACGCGGCGCGUUCUGGGAGCUGUGGUCCCGGCUGGCGCGCGGACUCCUCACUCCAGCGCCGCCGCGUCGCCUCCCGGAAGCGUCCGCCCGCGCGCCAGCGGGUAAGACCCAGUUCCAAGGCUCCAGCCAUCCCAUAUCUCACUGGAGGUCUGCUGCCCGAUGGCCAUCCCCAGGAGCCUUGUGAGCCCGGUGCCCUGGGAACAGGAUGACUUUCUGCGAGUGAAGGUCGAGGAUGAGGAGGCCAGCUUCUCUCAGGCCCAGCAGUCUAACUUUGGCCACCCCUCCCACCCUGAGGCUGCCCGUCUGCGCUUCCGACACUUCUGCUUUGAGGAGGCAUCCAACCCACGUGAGGCCCUGGCCCGGCUCCGGGAGCCCUGCCGCCAGUGGCUGCGGCCCGAGGCGCGCUCCAAGGAGCAGGUGCUGGAGCUGCUGGUGCUGGAGCAGUUCCUGGGCGCGCUGCCCGCCGAGAUCCAGGCCCGCAUGCGGGCUUGGUGCCCCGAGAGUGGUGAGGAGGCUGUGGCACUCGUGGAGGACCUGACCCAGGCACUGGACGAGAGAGGCUGGGUGCUGGGAUCUGAGCUCUCAGAGGCGAGCUGUAAGCAGAGCAAUUCGGACGAGUCAGAGCCGUCAGACAGGGCCACUGAAACCCUGGUAGGAGGGCUUUCCCCAGGACCCACCUUUGGUGAUGCCCACGAACCUGAGGGCAGCUCAGAGAGGCAGGCCGGACUCUCAGGGAAGAUGUGGACAGAGUCUGUCACCCAAGAGAUGGAUUUCAGGAAAACUUCAGGGCCUCACAAGGGCGCCCUCACAGACCAGCCCGGCUGUGAAGCUGGUGCUUUGGGGGACAGUCCCAACGUGUGGCCAGACUUCACCUCCCAAGAGAAGACUCCUUCCAGAGAGAAAGUGGAUCCACUGGAUGGUUAUGGCACAGAGCCUCCAGGCACAUACUUGGGGAGGAAGCCCUCCAAGUGUGGUGAGUAUUGGAAGACGUUCCGGAGCCCCUUGGCCCUGGAGGCCCACCAGAAGAGCCGUGCUCGGAAGAUGCCCCACACCUGCAGUGAGUGUGGGAAAGCCUUCAGCCGGAGUGCACACCUGGCCCAGCACCAGGUGGUCCACACGGGGGCCAAGCCCCACGAAUGCAAGGAGUGCGGCAAGACCUUCAGCCGCAGCACCCACCUCAGCCAGCACCGGCGUGUGCACACGGGCGAGCGGCCCUACGCGUGCGAGGAGUGCGGCAAGGCCUUCAGCCGGCACACCCACCUGACCCAGCACCAGAGGAUCCACACCGGGGAGAAGCCCUACGCGUGUGAAGAGUGCGGCAAGACCUUCAGCCGCAGCACCCACCUCAGCCAGCACCAGCGUGUGCACACGGGUGAGCGGCCCUACGCAUGCGAGGAGUGUGGCAAGGCCUUCCGCCAGAGCACCCACCUGACCCAGCAUCUGCGCAUCCGCACAGGGGAGAAGCCCUACAGGUGCGACGCCUGCGGCCGAGCCUUCAGCGACUGCUCGGCUCUGAUCCGGCACCUGAGGAUCCACUCCGGAGAGAAGCCCUAUCAGUGUCAGGUUUGUCCAAAGGCCUUUGCACAGAGCUCGUCCCUCAUCGAGCACUAGAGGGUCCACUCGGGGGAGAAGCCCUACAAGUGCAGCGACUGUGGGAAGGUCUUCGGCCGCGUCUCAGCCCUCAGGGUUCACCUGCAGAUCCACAUCACCGUCCUGCAGUGGCCGAGGAAGCCUCCCCACAGCGGCUCAGCAUCGAAGAGAAACCUGAGUUCUGAAAGAGCUGGGAGGGACGGGGCGGGUGACUGAUGAAUCCCCCCCAAAGGACCGGGUGCUAAAGGGCAAACUCUGGGGCUGUCCGGGAGCAACUCUUCAUUCUGGGACCCAGAUGGCGGCCCCUGAUGAACAUAAAGCUAUUCAGGUCAGCUGGCGAAGCUUCCAGAAGGCUCCUGCUGCCCUCCAUACCCCACUCAAGCCCAUCUCAGAGAGAGGACAGCUGAGCUGAGGAUGUGGAUUGGUCCUCGGAGCCAAGGCAGUCAGGGUCAAGUUGCUCUCAGGACAGUGGUCCCUGGAUGCUUGGGGCGGGGAGGCUCCAGCUUCACAUUCCCACGUGGCGUCUCUUCUUGCCCGUUCCUCUGCCGCGUAGCCCAGGAGGGACACCUGCCCAUGCCCACUUCUGUGCCUUCGCACGUGCUGUUUCCCUCCACCUGUUCACGUUGACUCCAAGGCCAGCUUGUGAGGCUGCCUUUUCCAGACCCUCAGCCUCUAUCGCAUUUUCCGUGUCCUGAGGGUACGGCUGGCCACUUGCCUGGCAUCCGUUUCUACCCCCCUCUCCUUCCACAUCCCACCAUCAGUCAGCCCUGUUGCUCUUGCUUACAGCCACCUCUGCUCCAUCUUCUCCACCACUGUUUCCUUAUGCGAGCCCACAUCACCUGUCACCUGGAUUCCAGCAGGGGUCUCCUUCCUGACCCCUCCCUGCUUUCAUCACACACACAUGCACACACCACACACGUCACAGACCACACGUCUA